AUGGAUGUGAGCAAACUUCUCAGCUACCAGCCCAACAGGGGCACAAAACGUCCUCAGGAUGAUGGAGAGGAAGAGCUGAGAAGGCCCAGGAAACAAGCUGGUCCUCGAGAACCUGGCCGCUUUCGGGAAGAGGACGUGGCGGUGGCAAAAGAAGCAGAUGAUCACCAGAAAAGGCUGCUUCAGAUUAUGGACAGACAGGGUGAGGAGAAUGGAGAAGAAGAGAAGGAGGCCCCACUGGAUGCAAGCUCAGUGAAGAAAAUGAUCCUCAUAUUUGAAAAAAGGUCCUACAAAAACCAGGUGCGGGUCAAGUUUCCAAACAACCCAGAGAAGUUUAUGGAAUCCGAGCUGGACCUAAAUGAUAUCAUUCAGGAGAUGAACAUGGUGGCCACCAAGCCGGACCUGUAUCACCUCCUCGUGGAGCUGAUUGCUGUCCAGUCUCUCCUCGGGCUGCUGGGACACGAUAAUACAGAUGUGUCCAUAGCUGUGGUGGAUCUGCUUCAGGAAUUAACAGAUCUGGACACCCUACAUGAGAGUGAAGAGGGAGCAGAAGUGCUCACCGGUGCUCUGGUGGCCGGACAAGUGGUGGCACUGCUGGUGCAGAACCUGGAGCGCCUGGAUGAGUCUGGGAGAGAGGAGGCACAGGGCGUGCACAACACUCUGGCUAUUGUGGAAAACAUGGCUGAGUUCAGGCCACGGAUGUGUGCGGAGGCCGCCCAGCAGGGUCUUCUGCAGGGGCUGUUGAAGAGGCUGAAGGCCAAGAUGCCUUUGGGUGCCAACAAGCAGUACUGUAGUGAAGUGCUGGCCAUAUUGUUGCAGGACAGCGAUGCCAACAGGGAAUUGCUUGGGGAGCUGGAUGGAAUCGAUGUGCUUCUGCAGCAGUUAUCCGUGAUCUAAAGAUACGAUCCUCGCACUGCGGAGGAGCAGGAGAUGUUGGAGAAUGUGUUUGACACACUCUGUUCCUGCCUGAUGCUCAGUUCCAAUCGUGAGCGCUUCCUCAAGGGCGAGGGUCUUCAGCUGAUGAAUCUCAUGUUCAGAGCAAAGAAGACUUCGAGGAGCAGCGGCCUGAAGGUGCUGGACCAUGCCAUGAUUGGGCCCGAGGGCUCACACAGUUGCCAUAAGUUUGUUGACAUUCUUGGCUUGCGAACCAUCUUUCCUCUCUUUAUGAAAUCUCCCAAGAAGAUCAAGAAAGUGGGAACCACCGAGAAGGAACAUGAAGAGCAUGUGUGUGCCAUCCUGGCUUCUUUCCUGCGGAACCUGAGAGAGCAAAGGCGAACCCGGCUGCUGAAUAAAUUCACUGAAAAUGACCUGGAGAAGGUGGACAGACUGAUGGAGCUGCAUUUUAAAUCCCUGGAUGCCAUGCAGGUGGCCGACAGGAAGAUUGAAGGGGAAAAGCAUGACAGGGUCCAGCGAGGGGAAAUCCUAGACCAGGACUCUGAAGAUGAGUUCUACCUGCGGCGCUUGGACGCAGGGCUCUUUGUCCUCCAGCACAUCUGCUACAUCAUGGCCGAGGUCUGCAAUGCCUGUGUCCCCCAGAUCCGGCAGAGGCUUCAGCAGAUCUUAAACGUGAGAGGAAGCUCCAUCCAACUGGUCAGGCACAUCCUCAAGGAGUACGCGGAGAACAUCGGGGAGGGCCGGGGACCGGACUUCCGGGAGAGCGAGCAGAAGUGCAUCCUGAGCCUGCGGGACAACUUCUAG
Molecule: messenger RNA, 1695 nt
Organism: Myotis myotis
Lineage: Eukaryota; Metazoa; Chordata; Mammalia; Chiroptera; Vespertilionidae
Product: beta-catenin-like protein 1
Cellular component (GO): spliceosomal complex
Source: RefSeq, a predicted model, not a curated record